UAAAUCAAUUUAAGAGAAUUAAGUUAAGUAAUACAAAUAUUAAUAAAUCCUAAUAAAAAUACUGACUCUAAUUAUGUAGUUUUAGUACAGUUGUUAUAUUGCUGUCUCUUCCAUUAGACCAUUUGUGUUUGUCACAUUGGUCAUGUUUUAAAAUAUGAUAAGUCAUACAAGAUGGAACAGUAACAUAGUGUUUGGGGACAUUGAUCAAUUUCAUCAACUCUUUCUAUUAGCAGGCUAAGGCAGCUGAAACUGUGUCAGAAAAUAGGAAAAACUAGAUCUUAAAUGUUUGUGAAUUGAGAUUGAAAUGAAAGAAAUAGUUUGGAGUUACGAUGAACUUGUGAAGAUUCUUCAGGUGAUAGCAUCAAGGCAAUUAGUGGAACUUUUACUGUUGUAGAUCUCUUUCUGUUGCAAGAUAAUCAAAGAAAGUUUUUUGGUUUCUAUACUUUCAUAUUGGGCUUCCACUUACAUAUGGGACUUCAUCAGCUUCUUAUUUCCUUUCUCUUUUGCAAUUGGUCUUUUUAGUAUAUUUGGUCUGGAUCAGUUUAUCGGAAGGGAUUGUUUCUUGCCAACAGUCAUCAUGUUUUUGGGAUAUGGUUUAGCUGUUGCAUCGUCAACAUAUUGCCUUUCUUUCUUCUUUUCAGACCAUACUAUGGCUCAGAAUGUAGUUCUCUUGAUCAACUUUUUCUCUGGACUCAUUCUUAUGGUCAUAUCUUUCAUUAUGGGGCUUAUUAAGUCAACUGUUAGUGCAAAUUCUUUUCUCAAGAAUUUCUUCCGACUAUCUCCAGGGUUUUGCUAUGCUGAUGGGCUUGCAUCACUAGCUCUUCUGCGUCAAGGGAUGAAAGAUAAAUCUAGUGAUGCAGCUUUUGAUUGGAAUGUAACUGGUGCCUCUAUAUGCUAUCUUGGUGUUGAGCAUUUGUUACUUCCUGUUGACACUUGGGCUUGAACUCUUGCCUUCCUACAAGGAAUGGUGGAGUAUAAAAAGUUUCCGACGUGAUGGUUAUCCUCAUUUAGAACCACUUUUGGGAUCCUCUGCAGAAAAGGUUGCUCUUGACUUCGAUGAAGACACAGAUGUGGCAAUGGAAAGAAACAGAGUACUUUCAGGUUCCGUUGAGAAUGCUAUCAUUAACUUGCGUAAUCUUUCACAGAUCAUGCCUAUAGAUGCUCAAAGAAUGCUUUAAGAGUUUGAGGGGUGUGUGCUUUUAGCUUUUGAGUUGGAGCUAGAUCAUUUUUUUUAUGUUUGUUUGCCUAAUUUAGUGUUAGUUUUUUUUUUGUUCAGUUAGUUUGGUUUGUAUUGGGGUAACUUUUUUCUGUUUUCCAUGUUGGCAACUCUGAUUCAUGGAGUUUGUUGUUGUAGUUCAUAGACAAUACAAUUCAAGCAAGGACUAUGUAAUUGAAUUUUUUAUGAUUGCUAUUGUAAUUUUUAUGUAA
Messenger RNA from Cannabis sativa, 1428 nucleotides. RefSeq names its product ABC transporter A family member 1-like. The record is from RefSeq and is a predicted model, not a curated record. Gene Ontology annotation, molecular function: ABC-type transporter activity. NCBI's taxonomy places the organism in Eukaryota, Viridiplantae, Streptophyta, Magnoliopsida, Rosales, Cannabaceae. Gene Ontology annotation, cellular component: membrane. Bases 578 to 943 code for a protein of 121 amino acids. The transcript is spliced from 7 exons.